AAAGAGGUGAUUUUCAGAGACGAGUAAUUUCCUCACGGCACGCGUUGUUUCUGUACAAAACUAACAACAUCAACGCGUGCGCGCGUUCGCCCUGUCUCGCUUCAUUUUCCGCUCCCAGGCAUCGCCUCCUUUCGGUUCUGUUGUAUCGAAUUCACCUCAGAGACGCCGAAAGUUGACAUCUUUCGGGCGUUUCGGGGAGAAGUUUUGAUGGGUUCCUUCUUCCUAUCUUCGAGGACGUGCAAAGUUUGAAUCUUUGAAGUGGGGGAGUGCUGAAUUUUUGCUGUUCAGAAAAGAGUAGGUCUAUAAUAAAUGGCGGGGAAUGAGAUCACUCAAUCACAAGGCCAACUUGUGCUGCCAUCUCCACCGCGUUUGAUCGUAGCAAUAGCCAUUGAUGGGAAGAGAAGGAGCAAGUAUGUGGUCAGGUGGGCAUUGGACAAGUUUGUUCCGCAGGGAGAGGUGCUGUUCAAGUUGGUCCAUGUCCGUCCAAGGAUUACGGCCGUGCCUACACCGAUGGGAAACUCCAUUCCUCUUUCACAAGUUCGAGAAGAUGUAGCGGCUGCUUAUAAGAAGGAAAUGGAGUGGCAGACUAAUGAAAUGCUACUUCCUUUUAAGAAAAUGUGUUCUCAGAGAAAGGUGCAAGUUGAAGUCGUGCUAAUUGAGUCUGAUGAUGUGGAGAAUGCCAUUGCGGAAGAGAUUAACAAAUCUGCUAUUGGUAAGCUUGUUAUUGGAGCUGCUUCUCGUGGAAUAUUCACAAGGAAACUUAAGAAACAUAAUCUGUCUUCAAGAAUUUCGGCUUGCACCCCAAGUUUCUGUACAGUAUAUGCUGUUUCGAAAGGCAAAUUAUCUUCAAUUCGCCCAUCGGACUUGGAGUCCAGUGUAAGCAUUAAGGAUGAUAGCAGUGACACAAGUUGCUCUGCCAAGAGUGCAUCUUAUUCUUCCAGCUCACGAGGAGACACCAGCUCAGUUACUUCACACUCUCAUUUUCACUCUCCUUCCUUACCCAUGCAACGUUUUCAAGCUCUGUCCACUAUAAACCAAUCCCUACAUAGCACAGCAAAGCUUUCUACUCAAACUAACCAUUCUAGAUGCCAAUCUCUGCAAAUCGAAGAAGGUGACGAAACUGAUAAUGGUUCUGAGGUCAAAAGUACCAUGAGGCAAACAUCCAGUGUCCAAAGCUUGAUAACAGAUGCACAAUCUUGGAUCUCCGAUCAAGCAUCCACCUCAGAGACGCUCACUGAUUAUCCUUCAUCGGAAAGUCAGGCUAAUCUCAACUUUGAGUUGGAAAAGCUGAGAAUUGAACUUAGACAUGCUCGUGGGAUGUAUGCGAUGGCCCAAAGUGAAACAAUGGAUGCUUCCCGAAAGCUAAACAAGCUCAAGGAAAGACAGUCGGAGGAAGCCAUGAAAUUGGAGGACAUAAAAUCCAAGGAACACAGAGCAGGAGAAUUAGCUAGACAGGAGCAGGAAAAGCAUCAUGCUGCAAAAAUGGAAGCCGCAUAUGUGAACGAUUGUGCUGAAAGAGAGGCUUCCCAAAGGAAAGAGGUGGAGAUGAAGGCUUUGCAUGAUGUGAAAGAGAAGGAAAAGCUGGAGAAUGCUCUUUUGGGCCAGUCGCUGCGAUAUCAGAUGUUUGCCUGGGAAGAGAUUGUAUCUGCUACAUCAUCAUUCUCUGAAAGUCUUAAGAUAGGAAUGGGAGCUUAUGGAACUGUCUAUAAGUGCAGUUUGCAUCACACAAAUGUGGCAGUCAAAGUUCUUCACUCGAAAGAGAGUCACAAAUCAAAACAAUUUCAGCAGGAGCUAGAGAUAUUGAGCAAAGUGCGUCAUCCACACUUGCUUCUCCUCAUUGGUGCAUGUCCAGAUCAUGGUUGCUUAAUUUAUGAGUAUAUGGAGAACGGUAGCCUAGAAGAGAGGCUUCUUUGCAGAAACAAUACGACACCAAUUCCGUGGUUUGCCAGAUUCCGAAUAGCGUGGGAAGUGGCGUCUGCUCUGGUAUUACUCCACAACUCAAAGCCAAAGCCAAUAAUUCAUCGAGAUCUGAAGCCAGCAAAUAUAUUGCUUGACCAUAACUAUGUGAGCAAGAUUGGAGAUGUUGGUCUCUCGACCAUGCUCAAUGAUGACCCCACUAUAUCCACCACAUACAACGAUACAGGUCCUGUGGGGACACUUUGUUAUAUGGAUCCAGAGUACCAAAGGACUGGGCAGAUUUCUCCAAAAUCCGAUGUUUAUGCUUUCGGGAUGGUGAUAUUGCAGCUGCUGACUGCAAAACCAGUAAUAGCAUUGACCCAUACUGUGGAAAGAGCAAUAGAGGAAGGAUCUUUGGUAGAGAUAUUGGAUGAAGAGGCUGGCGAUUGGCCGCUUGAAGAGACGAGAGAAUUGGCCAUGCUGGGUCUCAGCUGUGCUGAACUUCGGAGAAGAGACAGACCUGACUUGAAAGAUAAAGUGCUUCCUAAACUGGAGAAACUGAAAGAGACUGCUGACAAGGCCAGAGAUGCUGCUUCCAAUGUCAAAAGUUCGCCUCCAAGUCAUUUCGUCUGCCCAAUUCUCAAGGAUGUCAUGGCCGACCCGUGUGUUGCUGCAGACGGAUACACUUAUGACCGCACAGCAAUUGAGAAAUGGCUCGAAGAGAAAGACAAAUCCCCGAUGACUAACUUGACGCUGCCACAUAAGAAUCUGAUACCGAACUACACUCUCUUAUCCGCUAUAAUGGAGUGGAAGUCUAGGGUGCCAUAGUCGGGGAGAUGGAAGUAGAUGGCGUAGUCUUCUGAGUUAUGGUUCGAUAAUUUUGAAUUUCCUAGAUAGAAAGAUUCGGCCUCGUAUUAUUAGACAGGUAGGGCAUUAGGAAUAGAACCAUGUGCAGCCAAAGUCUCAGUUGCUUCCAUAAGAUAAAAAGAAAAUGAGAGUUCUUCAGCGGCAUGUCAUUAGCAUUGUACAUAUUCUUACUUGAAGUUACUGUCUGGUAAAUUUUUAAAAUGCAUAUCCUCCUCUGUAUUACAUUGA
Messenger RNA from Syzygium oleosum, 2991 nucleotides. Its product is annotated as U-box domain-containing protein 35. Gene Ontology annotation, molecular function: protein kinase activity; ATP binding; ubiquitin-protein transferase activity. The coding region runs from base 310 to 2724 and encodes 804 amino acids. Gene Ontology annotation, biological process: protein ubiquitination; protein phosphorylation. The transcript is spliced from 10 exons. NCBI's taxonomy places the organism in Eukaryota, Viridiplantae, Streptophyta, Magnoliopsida, Myrtales, Myrtaceae. The record is from RefSeq and is a predicted model, not a curated record.